This is a messenger RNA of Stegodyphus dumicola, 12642 nucleotides long. RefSeq names its product Golgi apparatus protein 1 (gene Glg1). The record is from RefSeq and is a predicted model, not a curated record. Gene Ontology annotation, molecular function: fibroblast growth factor binding. NCBI's taxonomy places the organism in Eukaryota, Metazoa, Arthropoda, Arachnida, Araneae, Eresidae. Gene Ontology annotation, cellular component: Golgi membrane.
CUAGGAGACUCUUAGACGUCUCAACGCUACUUAUUCAGGAUGGAUGACAAACUAAUGAGGAGUGUGAAAUUAAAUGUCAUGUUUUAUAUUGGACUUUUUACAUUGUUCUCAACUGUAUUCUCGUUAGAAUCUUCUGUUCCUGUAAAAAAUAUAUUGCCUAGGGAUGUAAAAUUGCCAAAUAUAAAGCCUCGCUUCAAAGCAUCUACAACUCAGACACCAAGGAUUAAAUUAGCGGAGACUCCGGAAUGUACAGACGAUAUUAGACGAAUUUGUCCCGCUAGUAUUUUAAAUAAUAAUUUUGCUGUUCUUGAUUGUUUGCAGAAUGAUAAGAGGAGAGAAGAUGCAGAGCUAACACCUCAGUGUCACCAUCUCAUAUGGAAUUUCAAGAGAAAUUUGACUAUUGAUAACAGGUUUGUCACUACAGCAAAACACAUGUGUCGGAAAUUUUUAGAAAGUCAAAAGGAAUGUAUACCAUCAGAAGAUAAACGAGGCCAUUUGUUAUCAUGCCUGAUGGAGUUUGCUGAAAAUGCUACAGAACCAGAAUGUCGGUCAUUCCUGAAGAAAAUGGAAGCAAUAAUAUUCAGUGAUUAUCGCCUGAUUUACAAAUUCACUGAAGAAUGUGGUUCUGACAUUGAUCAGUUUCAGUGUGGUCGUCUUGAUAUGGAUUCUGAGGAUCCUCAUUCUCAGGGAGCAACAAUCGAGUGUUUGUCAAAACAAACGGAGAAGUUAACACCACAGUGUAGACAUGAGAUACUACGUAUAGCAGAACUGCAGGGUGAUGAUUUUCACUUAGAUCGGCCACUGUUUUUUGCUUGCCGGGAAGAUCGAGAGAGAUUCUGUGAAAAAGUUGAAGCCGGUGAAGGAAGGGUAUAUCGUUGUUUGAUGAGACAUAAGAUGGAAAGAGAUAUGAGUCAAGAGUGUCGAGAAAAGUUAUUUCAAAGAGAGCGACUUGUUGUACAUGACUACAAAGUGAAUCGUGGGCUGGCAAAAGCAUGCAGAGAAAAUAUAAAGAUCUAUCAUUGUAGGGAUGAAACUUCUGAUAGAAGAGAAAUAAGACUUGCUCAGAUAUUACUGUGUCUUGAAAAUGCAUUGCAUAAAGGCUACCCAGUUGCUGGGGAAUGUCAAGCAGAAAUGUUAGAACACCGCCAGACACUAAUGGAAAAUUAUCAGCUGACACCUGAAUUAGCUGCAGCUUGUGAAAAGGACGUGCAACACUUUUGUGGGAGGAGAUUAGAACUUGGAGGCAAAACUCUCCAUUGUCUCAUGGACCAUGCAAAGCCAUCACGGCUAGACGGAGGCCGCAUUAGUGACACUUGUCGUAGAGAACUUGAAAACUUGCUUAAACAAAGUGAUGUCGGAGAAGAUUGGCGAGUUGACCCAGUUUUACAAGAGGCUUGUCAAUCUGUUGUGGAUGCUGUUUGUUCUCAAGAAAAGCCUGGUGAAGGAAGGGUUAUGUCAUGCCUAAUGAAAAACUUUGACUCUCAGCAUAUGAAUGAAGAUUGUAAGGAAAAAUUGCUCCAAAUUCAGUACUUUGUUGCACGAGAUUUUAAACUAGAUCCUGUUUUAUACAAGAGGUGUCGUAAAGAAGCAGAAAAAUACUGUCAUGCAAAAAAAGAAUGGUAUGAUAAACCAUCAAGGAUGGAUCCUGAAAGGGGGCCUAUAGUUUUACCUUGCCUAUAUCGUUAUGCUUAUCAUCCAGAUAAAAAUGUUCAGUUAUCUAGAGAGUGCCUAUAUGAGGUUCGCCGGGUGAUGCGUCAGCGGGCUGUCAGUGUUGAUUUAUUACCUGAAGUUGAAGAACCUUGCUUAUAUGAUCUUACGAAAGUCUGCAAUGAAAAUGUUGAAAAAGGAGAAGAAAUGCUUUGCCUUCAGAAGAAUUUAAAAGAUUUGUCACCUGAAUGUCAGAAAGUUGUUUCAAAUUACACUGAAGAAGAAUCUGAACACCUAGAGCUGAAUUAUCCUCUGUUUUUUUCAUGCAGUAGUAUAUUACAUAAGCACUGCAAUGAUUUGCUUGCUAAAGAUGUAGAUCAAGGUGACUUGAUACAAUGUUUAAUUCUUCAUAAAAAUGAACCAGAAAUGAAAAUGAAUCUUAAAUGUAGAAUAUCUGUGGAACACUUUCAACUACUUUCUUUAAAGAAUUAUAGGUUUAGCUACAAAUUUAAAGAAGCAUGCAAAAAGGAUGUGCUCCAUUUGUGCAAAAGUGUUAAGACAAAACCUGAAGUGAUAAGCUGUUUAAGUGGCUAUGUAACUAAUGAUACGAUUUUUGAAAAACCACAUCGUGUUUCAAGAGAUUGUAGACAGCAAUUAAAGUUUGAACUUUUUGAAAGGGAUGAAAAUAUAAAACUUGAUCCAAAAUUAAAUUUAGAUUGCGCUGAAGACCAGAAAAAAUUCUGCAGCAAUGUCAGACCUGAAGAGGCACAGAUGCUGGAAUGUUUGAAAACUCAUCAAAAGGAAUUGUCAUCAGACUGUCACAAAACAAUAUUUAACCGGGAAAAAGAAGAAAUGAUAGAUAAUUCAAUUGACUAUGCCUUAAUAUCAACUUGUAAGCCGAUGAUUAAGAAGUAUUGUGCUGAUACAGAUAUGUCUCAGAUUUUGGAUUGCCUUAAAGAGAAACGAGAUGACAAUGGCAUGGAACGUAAUUGCAGAAAAAUUAUCAUAAAAAGAAUGGUGGAGCAGAAUUCAGAUUACAGGCUGAAUCCACGACUGAAACAUGCUUGUAUUAGAGAUAUCCCAAAAUUUUGUUCCAUGGUGAUUGCAGAGAAUAAAGAUGCUGAGGAGUUUGAAGGAAAGGUAAUUGGUUGUUUGAAGCAACAAUACCGUAAGAACAAGAAGCUGUCCAGAUUGUGCGAAAAUGAAAUAGUGCAUCUAAUGCGAGACGCCGCACAAGACUAUAAUUUAGAUCCUCAACUAGCCCACGCAUGCUCUACAGAGAUACAACAAAAGUGUUCUGAGGAGCCUAAUAUAGAAGAAUGUUUGAAAAUAAAAUUUCAAAAGAAAGAACUGGAGAGUUCAGAAUGUCGAAGAGAAAUAGCUAGGCUAAUAUUUGAAGGCAAAGCUGAUAUACAAUCUGAUCCUCUUUUAUACAGACUGUGUGUCACAGAUAUAAAACAUUUUUGCAGUGAUAUACCACCUGGUCAUGGAAGACAGUUGUCUUGCUUAUUAACAAUUCUGGAAGGUGAUUCACGUACUGGUUCUUUAUCAGAGGAAUGUAAAACUAUGCUUUCAAAGAGAGUAGAAAUGUUUGAAUAUGCAGCACAGGUUGCUCCUGCUGAAACUGUGGAAGAACUUAUAAGGCAAGUAGCAAGUUCACCAUCUAGAAAUUACUUCAUUGUUGUUACUCUGGGAUGUCUCACAGGCAUCUUUAUUGGUGGUCUGUUUUGUGGAAGAGUGACAAAAAGAGUGCCCAUGUCUAUGAAAAACAAGUGAAAACUUUAGUAUGUUUUUAAAGGACACCUUUCCAAGCUGUACUGUACAGGUAUAACACAAGGAAGUGCUAGUGAAAAAGACUGCAUCAUAAUUCCUCUCCUUAUCCCCAUUGAAUUGUAAUUCAAUGAACAAAAAUAUUAUUAUUUUUUUUUAAUGCAACAUAACCACUGAACUGCCAUGACAGGUUCUUGUAUAUAUACAUAUAUAUAUACAUAUAAUACUUACAUAUUUGUUGAUAUUGUGUGCCUGUGGUGAUAUAUGGUUUCAUAAAAACACUUUAACUGCAUUUCAUUCAAUUUUCUGAAUGAGGUACCAAAGAAGAAAUAUCCUUUUUUACUCAUGUUUUUAUAUUUAGGCACAAUUUAUUUUUAUGCUUAAUUUCCUGUUAUAAAAUCAAAUACAGUCUGCUAAUUUGUUGUUUCUUGUACAGAUAAUCAUUUAUGAAGUAAUUUUUCUUCAACGUGGGUUUCUUUUUGCCCCAACAUUAUUAAAUAAGUUUGUUAUUUUGUAUCUGAUAUUUAUGUUCCUAUUAAAAAACUUAAAAAAAAUUACUUUGUCAAAAAUUAUUAGUCAUCAUCUUCGAUUUGGAUUUAAAUUUCUUUGCUGUAUAUUCUGAUGUGCAUAAUUUGUAACAGGACUUUUUAUCACUAGUGUUCUCUUAGCAGCAGUAAACAAGACAAAGAAUUUAAAUUGGAUAUAACAAUGAAAACGUGAUUAAAUAAAAAAUUUCAUGUCCUAAGUUCAGUGGAGUAUGGAAAUUCAUGAAAUGUAGUAUUUUUUUUAGUAGUUACCGAAAACCAUUGCCUCUCAAUGCCUAAUAUUAAAAAAGCUAAUUCAUGCUAUUUUUUCAUUAACUUCUAUGUUUGAAACCAAAGUACUGGCUUCUGAAAAUUUAUAGUAUAUUAUAUCCUGUUCAUAUACAUUUUCUAAACAAGGUUACGAUUUCACUUAAAUUUUUUUAAUCGUUGCUUCUAUGCUGUAAAAUAUCAUAAAUCAUUUUGUGUUUUCUUCGUAUGUCUAAGAAUCAUUUUUAAAAUGCACUCAGGCCAAAGAUUCAUUAGUAUAAUCUUAUCCAAAUGAAAUUUGGCAGAUUUUUUUUAUAUAUUUAUUUUGUAACUUCUGGUAGCCCCUAUCUGUUAAGCUAGCAAAAUUUAUUAUUAUUUUGCUAUUAAACAAACUAUUUUUUUGGAGAUUUGUUUUGAAAAUUAAUUUUACAAAGUAUUCAGAAUUUACUAAGUACAGGCAAAAGUUUUUUCAUUAUCAUUACUUCUUUCCUUUCCUCCUUUUCUUGUGUGUAUAACAAAUUAUAGGAUUUGGAAACUUCUAAAUUUUCAGUGCAGUAAAAUAAAAUUAUUAGGUAUUUUAAAAACAGUGUUUCAUGCAUAUUAUUUCUCGUUGAACUGUAUGAUUGUUGUUAUUUAUAAGACUACAAAUAUUAGAAACAAUAUAAGAAAUAUUUAAUAUAAAAAGGGGCUAUUAUACCAAUUGAAAUAUAUUUUUUUCGUAGUGCAUGUUAUGAUUUGUUACUUCUGCUGUAAAUAUUGUAAAAUGGUAGUAACUCGACAUUUCAAUGAAUACCGAAAAAAUGUCAAAGUAACAACUUUCUGUUGAUCUGUAGGUAUAUGAUUGGUGUUGCAAAAUCCAGAUAUUUAGAAUAAAAAAAAACCUUGAUUAAAUCAAUGGAGUUAAAAUUGAAAAUGAUAAUUGUAUAAGAGUAAUCCUAAAUGUUUUGACAUUAAAAAGAGUUAAAAGUUUUUGUCUGAAUUUUCAAGACAAAACAGAGAUUUGAAAAACGGGUGAGAGAGAACUGUUUUUGUGAAUUACUGUUGUACAGAAAACCUUUUUUGGGGAAAGACACAACGUGCUUAAUUAUAAUUAUCAUUAACAGCAUUAUAACUAUAGCUCAUAACAUAAUCUGAGUAACUACUAUCAGGCAUAAUAUAAGCAUGCAUUUACACAUAUGAUCAUACAUGCAUGGUCAUCUUUGAAGAAAGGACUAUCAGUGAUUUCAGUAUCAUUAUUUAAUUAUGUUCUUAGUUAUAGCAUGUCUUUCAGAGAAGAUCUUAAUGGGUGGUGUUUCAGUAUAUAUGUCAGGUGUGAUGUCUGAAGGGAAAGAAAAAAAAAUUUCUAUAGUGUGCUGCUGUUUUAUUUAGAAAAAAAUUUUUUUGGGGGGGGAGGUUAUGAUGUUUUUGAGAAGGAACAAAUACAGUCUCUUAGCAAUGUAAAAUGCUGCGCUAAUGAUGAAUUUUUGUCAUAGUUUAAAAUUUUUAAAAGUAAAAGUUAAGCAAUUACAGAGAGAAAGUUUGCUUUGCUGAAUAUUUAUUUUACUUUCUCAGUUCUUUUUGCAAUUUAUAAAGCUUGAUUUGGUUAUUUAAUACUUUUAGAAUUAAUGAACUGUAUUAAAGAGACAAAUUUUGUAUCAAUUCAUUCAUUGUAAAAUUAGCUGUUUUAAUAUAGAAGAGUUCCUUGCAAAUAUAUUUGUCAAAUAAAAUUCUUAAUCUCUGAAUUUGUUACAUAAUGUAUUAAUCUGUUUAUUUAUUACUCUUUAUAUUUAUUAGCCUUUUAUUUGCAACUCUUUAAAUAAUGUUUACUUGCCUGAUGAUCAGAGUUUCUGAACUUUUUCCUUUUAUGAAGAAUAAUUCUCGUAAUUCAUAUAGAUGUCAAAUUUUGAGAGAUUCAAGAUCACAAGUAUGUAAGAUCAUUUUAUGUUGAAGUUAGUAGGAUAAGUUACCACACAAUUAUUUUUUAGCCAAAUUACUUAUAUGAUUUUAGGAACAUUUUAUUCAUUACAUUAAUAGCGUUUAUAAAAAUUAUCAGUUAGAUAUGUAAUAUUAGUAAAUUGCCAUUUUAAAAUGUUUUAUUAGCUUUACUAAGUUAUGAAUACUUCAGAAUUUUAAUAAUAUGAGUAAGUUGCGGAAUGUUUUUAACAGUUCUGCUCACUGGUGUGCAGUAUAUUGCUGAUAAUAUAUUGUGGUAUAUAAUGCAUGUAAUUAUAAGACCUGGUAUUACUCCCUGCAGCAUAAGAUUUUUAUCUUCCAAAUAAGAUGAACUGAAGGUAUGUUACAUGAAAUGGCUGUAAUUGUUAUUGUUAUUAUCAGCAAUUCUUAAUGCAAUGUGGCAUGUAUGUAUAUACCCCCCCCCAAAAAAAAAGUGUGAAAGCUAGACUUUGGAUGUUUCUAAAGGGGAAAAAUAUUGUUAUACAUUUCCUGAUUUGGAACAACUUUUCUGUCUGAGUUAGUAUUAAGAGAAAGAAGCAGGUUUGAUCCUUCUACCCCUCUCUUAUUCUUCCCCAAGAAAAGAUGCUGCAGAUGUUUGUCUUUCAAUUUAGUCAUUUCUCAGCAUUGAAAUCUUUCUGCAGUUAAUAUGGAAUAAUUUACAUGGUAACCCAGGAGUGGUUGACUGUUACGCACUGUGAGAACGAAAACUGCACCAAAGAACUUUUCAUCCUAAAUCUCUUUAUGUGUGAUAUCAGCUUUAUCUAUCCAUCUCCUGUUGUUUCUUUUAAGAUUCUAUAUUUACAGUCUUGGAUUUGUCACUUUUGCAAUUUUAUUUUCUUCAAGUCAGCAAAUAUUCUAGGAAAUUGCUUUAUUUUAUAUUAUGACUAUUACCGUACACUGGAAAUAAUAUUUAAAAAAAAAAUAAUAAAUAAAAUUUGAAAAAAGACAACUCUUUUUGGUCUUAAAAUUUUAUUUGAAUUAAAAUGUAAAUUUAGUACGUGAAUUGUAGGUCUGCAUGUUACAUUUCAUUUAUGUGACUAUUGUAAAUUUUGUAAUUAUUUUAAUGCUGCGCCUGAACUCUCUGUAUUUUAUAUUUUUUCAUUUUAAAUUAAGUAGUUCGGCAAUGUUGUUGGUUAUAUUUUUAUUUUAAAAUCCCAAUUUUUAUAAUAAAAUUUGAAUCAUCUCCAGUGUUCGGCUAAUAUUGAAUUUAAGAUGCAUGUACUUUAUUUUUUUCUUUGAAUAUUCUAUCUCUAUUUCAAUGUACAUAUUCUGUUAUAUUUUUUAAAGUUAGGUUCUUUUUAAUAUUUCAAUAUGGAAGGAAAAACAUGAGCAAUUGCUUUGAUAGGUUAUUGCAAGAGAAGUAAAUCUAUAUCGAAACUGAUUUAACUAUGAAUUUUUGCUACUUAUUAAUUUAACAGUAAGUAUGUACCCAUUACAAAAAUAAAUAUUUAUUUACUUCUUAGUUAUGACAUUGCUGGCCACAUUAAACAUGCAAAAUAUUUAACUUUUGUCUGUCUGAAAAUUGCUUAAAUAUGCUGGUAUCAUAUUUAAUUAUAACUGAAAUGCAUCCAUACAAUUCCUUUUGUAUGAAAUCAUAUUUUUUUGGGUUAAAAAACUAUUAAAUGUUAAAAUAUUUGGAAAUUUUUUGCAUGUUUGCUCCAAAUAUGAUUGCCAUUAUUAUUUUUAAGUUUACUAUCUAUUAUCCUUAUUUAAAAUUGUAUGUAAUGGAAAAGCAGUUACUGUUAUUUAAAAUUAUAUGGAUUAACUGAUCAUGCCAUUUUCAACUAUUGCGAAAUCAGCUUUUUAAAAUUUUACAUUUUUAAAGCUGUCUGCAUUUGUUUUAAAUAUGUAUUUUAUCUUCAUGGUUUAAAUUAAAGAUUUCAUUGCCAUGAUCUCAGUUAUAGCUGUGGAAUUGAUAACGUUAUUUUAUGUUAUUGAGUUUCGUCAUGUAAAACAUUGUCAUUUUUUGUGCCAAAAUCUCAUCUGGAUGCAACUUUGAUGAAAUUAAAGUACUUGAUUGGUUACUUAUUAGGUUGCAUGCAUCUAUUUUUAUUAAGAGUCAUUUUGAUAUUGACUUUUUAUCACAGUUUUAAAUGUUUAAAACAACUUGUAAAGUAUUUUGACAUUGGUCGUAUUUUAUGUAAUGAUAUUCAUUCUAUACUGUCUUUUAAUUUUUAAUAAUACAUAUAUUUUAAAUUGUAUAUAAUGCUGUGGAAUUUGUGAUUAAUUUAAUGUACUGAUUUGCUUAAAAUUUUGCUGCAUGUGUAAAUAUGUUUUGUCUACCAUACUUACACAUAAUGUACUCUCAAUUAUCCGGGUGCAGAUUAUCUAGUUUGCGGAGGCAGUGCCCACUCGUUCACAUUCAACACUAUGUGUGAAAGUGUGUAAAAAACAAUAGCUCCAAGUCUGAGCAUGGAGAAAUAUUCUUUUAAACAUAGAAGAAGUCGAAGCAAUAACUGAAGUUAUAUGCGAACAAACUGAAAGUGUAGAAAAUGUUGGUUGGAAAAACAUUGAGGAAUGGUUCGAUGGCAGUUUGAAUAAGUUGGGUUUUUUUAGUACUUGUAUGUUGCGAGUAUUGUUCCAGAUGUUGCAAGAACAGAAGAGGCAGAGAGUAAUGCUGAAGAGUAAUGUAUUAAGGAGAGUAAUGCUUCUUCGCCUGUAUACACAGGCAAAGAUACUGAAUACUACAUUAGUCCCAAGACAGCAAUGACUUCUGUUAAAACUAUUGGACUUUGUCUACCAAAAUGAAUUUCAUUUCAGUAUUUAAACAUUCUCAAAGUAAAAUAAAUAAUUUUUUUAAAGAAAUGAAUAUCCCCGGCAUUAGCAUUAGAAUGGAUUAUCCGUCAUUAGCAUGGAUAAUCGAGAUUACACUAUAUAUAUUUUCUUUUAUAAAUUAGAAAUUGACUAUAUAAGGAAAAAUAAUUUAUAUUUGUUUCCAAUUUUAGUAUUAUUUGGUGGCAGAUAUUCUGCGAAAUCAAGCCUUUUUUUAAUUUAGUUUAAUAGAAACAUUUUAGUGAGUUAUGAAUUUAAUGUUGCAUUUUCUUCAAUUUUUACUUUUAGCUUUUAUAAAACAUACACAGUAAAUUGCUGCUAUUGAAAAUAUCCUAAAGGUAAUAUCGGAGAAAGUCAUUCAACUCAUUUAUUACUUUUCUGAAUUCUUAAGGAAAUUUGAUAAUAACACCUUCUUUACUUUUAUUCUAUAAAAGGUAAAAUAAUCUCCGAAGUGUGUUAAUUUGUUAGUUAAUCAUAUUACUCGGUUAUCUUGAACCACUGAAUAUCAUAGGUUUUCAGAAUGAUUUUUUAUAUUGUGCUCUUCUUCUGUUUGCCUCACUCUCAAAUAUGCAGCCUACAUAUAAAAAAAAAUUAUUUAAAAAGCUAAUUAACAUAAAUAGAGAAUAGGGAAAAUUUUUAUCUUUUGUAUUAACACAUGCUUUCUUUACAAGGAAAAAAUAUUAUUAUUGUAAAUUUAUUAAAAUUAUUUUAAGACUUUCAUGUUUUUAUUAUCCCUUUCAUAUGCUUAUAUCCAUUAUGUCUUAAGAUUCAAACCAUGCCCAUGUUUUGUUUGUUUGUAAGAAGUUAACUCUUUGGUAUUGGAAUCUGCUAAAUGCAAAGAAAGUAACUAUGUUGCACACAAAGGUAUUUAUGAAACCCAUAAAUACAUUUUUGAUAUAAUGAUUUCUACUUUUCUCUCAUUUCUAUUAUUUAAACUGUCCAAUCAUUACAUCACCUUUCUCUUGGAAUUACGUUAUAUGAUUGUAAGAACUUAAAAUGUUUCUUCAUAGCCUGAUACUCGACCACUGCAGAUUUGACUUAAUGUGGCUGUCAUAUUUGUCAGUUUGAUUUUUGAUACAAUAAUAAUUCAUAAUAGAAUGAAGUUAGAAUAAAAUUUAUUUGAAAACUAUUAAACUUUUAACUUUAUAUUACCAAGUAAAUUGGAUAUUGCUUUGUGUUGAAUUUCAGAAGUAAACUCUUUUUUUGGCUUAAACAGAUAAAAUUUCAAGAAGGUAUAAAAUGUACAUAGCAAAUGAUAAAAGAUUAUAUCAAAUUUUGUUUAGUGACAAAUAUGAUAAACUUUAUCAAGUCCAGUUUUUUCUUAUAAAUUUUAUUGUAGAGAUACAUUCUAGCAAUUUAACUUCUGACGACAAAGAAUUAAUUUCUCCCAUCUACUUUUUUAAUAGUAAAUAUGUAUUAAAUUCUGGUAUAUACCAGCACAUUGGUGCUACUAUAUGAAUAAAUUACUUGCACUUAGCCAUUAAUACUGCUAAUAUUGCAAACAAAAUCAUAAAAAAUUAAUUGUAAAAGACAGUAUUGUUAAGUCAAUAUUGUGUAUGUAUAAUCUCACAUUAAAUUUAAUAACCAAAGCAUUAAUUUGAUUAUAGUAAUCCUCAAAGAUUUGUUUACGUAUAUUUGCUACAGACUACUUGUUAUAUAUAACUAAAUCUUGUUCUCACCACCACUUCGACAAAACUAAGGAAGAGGUAAAUUAUCGUCUACUAUAAUAAUCUUAUUAAGGUACUCUGCAAUCAAAGUUUUGGUUGACUGAAAAAGGGCAAGUGUUUCCUUGGAGAUUGUUCUUUAGUAUAUAGAUUUUAAUAUUUUUGAAAUUGGUAGAUUAUUUUGAAAAAUAAAGUUUAGAGAAAAUGUGUUCAGUUGUUUGCUAUAUUAAGUUCUAAAUUUGUUAUGUGUCAACAACAGAUAAAGAUUAGAAGUAAGGAAGCCACAAAAAUUUCAGAGCAUGCAUUUUUCUAAAGAAGGCAAGUAAUAAGUUAUUCAUGAAUGAUUUCUUUUCAUAGUUAUAAUGAAUAUUCAGUUUGAUGCUUGAAAAUGAAUUUGUUCAGUAAAAUUUAAAACUAAAAAAUUACUUCUACUAUAUUACAACCGUGUAAAUGUAUUUGAAAGCAGCAAAGACUGCUAUAGCUAAUUUAAAUUCUGUUGUAAUAUUUUUAGGCUGAAGUAUGCAGAUCUGGCAUUCAGUAACAAUUAUUAUAAAUAAGCUUAACUGUAUGAAUAUAGAAACAAUAACUAAAUUUUUAAAUGUAAGUUAAAUAGCACUGUAAGUCUCUUCCGUUUUUAGCUAUUUAAUUUGAUGCUCCUGCCAAAAUGAUGGCAGGUAUAUAUUAUUUAAUAUGGUAAUGUUGAAAAUUUAUUAACUGUUUAAAAAUUUUUGUGAAUGUUUUAAUAUUUUAAAUUUGUUCUGAAUGUAAUUUACUCCUGAAUAUGAAUUAAUCUUUCCUACUUUUUAUAUUUUUUGGUAGCUGUGAUACUCUUAUGUAAAAUUUUCAACUUAACAUGCAUUCUUAUUUAUUUUCAUGUGAAAUUUGUCAUUAAUCUGAAUUGUACAAUAUAGAAAUAAAUUUCUAUUAAGGUUUACUCCCCUACCCGUAAGCUUUCUGUCAAUAAAUUGUGUCAUAAUUUUGAGUUUCAAUCUGAGGAUUGGGAGCAGAAUUAUAACGCCAGAAAUUUUUAAGCAUUUAACAAGUAAAACGUUUUGUCCUUUGUUAAUCCAAAAAAUAAUAUAUUAUUUAGUAUUUUAGAUUAUAUCUUAAAAGAGGGAAGUGAUAUUGUGUGACCAUUUUUUAAUUCCUUUACAUAGUUUAUAAUUUUAAUGCACACAAUUGUUUUUAUUUUGAAAUAUUUGUUUAGAAAAAGCUAUAAUAAAGUUUUCAGUAGUUUUAAAGUAGGUUUUAGAGAAAAUUAGUGAAAAAUUAUUUUCAAAGAUAUCACAGCUCUGUGGAUAUAUGUUGAAAAUAUUUUUUAUGAAAUAUAUUGGCGAAAUAUUACUCAAGCAUUGCAGCAUUAGUGAUUUACAAAAACUCAUAUAUAGUUAUGAAUCUAAAGUUUUUAAUACUUUUCAAAGAUCUAUUCCUAAAAUUGCAAGUUUGUGCAUUAAAAAGAAAUAAAAAAUGUUUUUAAUUUGUCAAGGAAAUAUUUUCUUAAUAUUUAAUUAUUUAUAAUAAUAUGCAUAAAUAUAAAUAAUAUUACAUGGUUUGAAUAAAUUCAAAUAUACAUUUUGUUGGCUUAGUUAAAUAUAAAUUGAGCUGCUGCUUGCAUUUAAUUAGUUUAUCCUAGAUAUAUACUUACAGUACAAGGAAAGAAUAUAUAAUUUUCUCUAGCAUUUAAGUUAUCUAAAAUAGAAACUUCAUUAAAAUGUGUUAAAAUACUUAAGAUAUAAAUUUUCAUGAUUCAAAUUUAGGUGACAUUGCUCCUAAUCCUUAGUUAUAAAAAUUUUGUUAAUCAUUGUGAUUUGAGUGAAACCAGUAUUAAACCUUUCUUUUUAAUUUUGUUUAUUAAAUGUAACUGAAAAGUUAUCCUGGUUGAAUGAUACCUAUUUACAAGUAGGUGAUUCCUAUUUGUUAAUGCGUUUUUUCUUAUCUUGUAUAUUGAUCUGAGUUCUCUUCCUUUUUUGAGUUACUUUGUACAAAAUGUAUAAAACAGUAAAUCUUGAGAAAACACAGUGUGUUAAACAAAGUUUUGUCAUUUAUAAUAAAAAUAUUGAAAUUAU